GGCACGUGAGCGGAAAUAUGCUAAUCUUUUUAUAAAUUAUCUAUUACCCUGCUAUAUUACCUCACCAAUCGACUGCGACCAAGUGCGUAGCUGGUUUGUGCUUUCCCCACACAAAUACCAACAGUAACCACCGUCUGCAUGUCUCCCGCGAGUAUCGCAACUAGCAGUGCGCUCAAAGCGGAUAUUACAGCAAUGCAGAAUGGCAAUAGGACCCAGGGUGAUACUCAGGGGAACUUGGCGAGGAGCUGGAAAAGCCAAAUAAAAGAGGAAUCAGCUAUCAUCCCUAAUCAGCAGGAUAAAAGUAGGGACCCAAGGGAAGCGUGCCGCCGCCACAGCAUUACUAGUACAUUUGAUUCCGAGGACGAGGAAUGUUACGAAGACACGAUUGAUUUCAUACGUCGUUCUAAACAAAGACGUCUAUCCCUCGAUGGACCUCGACCAUAUCUAACGGUGUCCGGAGAUGACCCUCAGGGCUCUAAUGAUCGAUCCUGCCCACGGGUUCACUUUCGUUCUCGUGUGCGCAUAACUGCUGGCAUGCGUCGCAGACGACUUUCCGAUGGACUGCCGUCUGGUGCUUCGUCGAUAUCAGGCUCACCUUGUUCAUCCAUUUCUGCACCAUUGCGCUCUGCGAAUGCUGCAAGUUCAAAAGGAUGGGGCCCGUUAGGCCAGCGAGUAAGUAUCAUUGCAGCACAAAACUAUGCUUCAGAACCAUCAUCGCCUACUGGUCGGCGGAGAGCACGACACAGCAGUAAACCAAUAGAACCAUAUCAUAGUCCUGUGAACGAACACACGCCACUCUUACGACCCCCUUGCAGGUACUCGUACGCAAGGGGAUAUAACGAAGAUAAUAUGAUGGACGAGGACAUGGAGAGGCAGCGAGAACGUGUGAUAGAGGAAACUUUUGGCAAGUGGCCUGGAAGAGUGCUAAACCGCCACUGGUGGUGGUGGCAACUUGAAUCACUUGUUUGCUGCCUCUGCGUAGACUCUGACGUCGAGGAAUAACAUUUCUUGAUUUCAAGCGCAUGUAGGAAAUACCGCUCAGGCAUGGUGACAACGUUGGUUGCUGACCCUUCAUGUUUGCUUUCGCGCUAU
Suillus bovinus is the source of this 1092-nucleotide messenger RNA. RefSeq lists its product as uncharacterized. The record is from RefSeq and is a predicted model, not a curated record. The transcript has 4 exons. Lineage: Eukaryota; Fungi; Basidiomycota; Agaricomycetes; Boletales; Suillaceae. Bases 139 to 1002 code for a protein of 287 amino acids.